CUCCACUGUAAUAUACCAGGGUAGGUACCUACCUAGCCCACCAGCACGCUAUGCUCACGAAGUACCUCGUGCAGAAAGAUGAAAAAAGUUUCUAGAGCUUGACUGUAGUCGACGGGCUUCCAUCACAUCGUUACUCCACACAGCCUCAGCAGACACAGCACCUCCUCUUCGCUUGACAGCAAUCAGUCGUCCCUCUUUUUCCGAUAGAAACAGGACGGCUUCUGGAAUUAAGGGCAUUGGCACAGAGAAAGCUUGUGCUGCUCACUCUUCCAGGUCUGACGUCUGUGCCCUGCUGUCGUCAUCGCAAUGCUCUCCAGAGCAAUUGCGCAGGGCAUCGCGCGCUCUGCGCGACUACCCACCGUCCAACGGACAGUCGCUCCUGUGUCGACAGUUUCUAGACUUACUACAACCUCCUCGACACUAUGGAUACGAGGAUUGGCCCAGCAGAACCGUCCAAAGAACCAGCCCGCUCAGUCAAAACCGACCCCUAGUCCCCGGUCAGAAGCCCAGUCACCACCAUCAUCAAAGCCCUCCCCUUCAUCCCACGAGAAGCCAUCGUCUGAUGCCGCCGAACCAACUCCGCCACCAGAUUUUAGUUCGCUUCCCGAUCUUACCCAGGGUAUCCCUUCUACACUCGAAUAUGAGACCUCAGGGGCUUCUAAAAAGUCAGAUCUAUCUGCUCUUCAAGAGGCCGAAGAAAGUGCGCAAACGGAGGGAGGUGGCCGUGGUCGGGGAGAAUUACCUGCGUCAGCCUACAUGAGCUCGACUGACAAACGCCGCGCACAAUUCGCCAACCGAAUGUAUCUCGCCGUGCUGGUUGGUGGUGUUGUGGGAUUGGGUUAUCUAGGUCGUGACUGGGAUGAAGAUGAAGUUGCUGUUCACAAGGAUAUUCCCAACGGGUGGUCACCUGCACUUUGGUGGAAACGUGCUGCAGCCCGUCUUACUGAUGUGACAGAGUACUAUCGCGAGCCCGCUUUCGACAAGCUAUUGCCAGAUACUCAUCCUAUGUUUGAACGGCCUUACACACUCUGCAUCAGUCUCGAAGAUAUGUUAGUACAUAGUGAAUGGUCGCGCGAACACGGCUGGCGAGUAGCGAAGCGUCCUGGGAUGGACUAUUUCCUACGCUAUCUCAGUCAAUACUACGAACUUGUUCUGUUCACAAGUGUGCCCGUUGCUAUGGGAGAACCUCUCAUGCGAAAAUUAGACCCCUUCCAGAUCAUAGUCUGGCCACUGUACCGGGAGGCAACCAAAUACAAGGACGGCGAAAUCGUCAAGGACCUCUCUUACCUGAAUCGUGAUUUGUCGAAAGUCAUCAUAAUCGAUACGAAGGAGUCCCACGUUCAAAAUCAACCAGAAAAUGCUAUUAUUUUACCACCUUGGAAAGGAGAGAAGGAUGACAAAGAACUUGUGUCACUUAUCCCUUUCUUGGAAUAUAUCUUUGCUAUGGAAUAUAAGGAUGUUCGCGAAAUUCUCAAGUCUUUCAAGGGCAAACAUAUCCCUACCGAGUUCGCCCGUCGAGAAGCUAUCGCACGCGCCGAGUUCCAGAAACAGCUCGCAAAAGAGAAGAAAAAACGACCCUCAGGGGUCGGCGCACUGGGCAACAUGCUUGGACUCAAAGGAAAUAUGAGCAUGAUGCAGCCAGUAGAUGGUGAAAUCUCCCCGGGAGAGGCGUUUGCACAGGGUAAGAUGUUGCAAGACAUCAUUCGGGAGAGAGGUCAGAAGAACUACGAAGCGAUGGAGAAGCAGAUCCGAGAACAUGGUGAGCAAUGGCUCAAGGAAGCGCAACAAAUGCAGGAAGCGCAACAGGCCGAAGCUAUGAACAGCAUGAAAUCGUCCUUUACUGGCUGGUUCAAACCAUCUCAACCAUCAGACACACCACCACAAGCGAAGACCUCGUAAAAGAGAGAAUUCGAAGUUUUGGUGAUGUGUGUAUAAAUACCGGGGAGAUUAAUGUUUUCUAACGCCAGAGACUACACAGAUAGUCAGGGGCGCUUCGUGCAUAUGUUUUGUCUACAUACAUUGGUUAGGGGAGUACUCGGGGGGGGGACAAAGAUUGGUUCUCUGCAUCACAUGGUUUUCACGAGGCUGGGCCAAUGUAUAUCAAAAGGAGGAGUUAGCACCUCUCAGUUGUGUAUUAAUGUCUGUAUUUUACUUUCUAAAGAGAGAGAGACAGCGAUAUGAAGGAGUGGAAAGUGAGCACACUGUUCCAUGUCGAGUCAACUUCCCCAGCCAGGGAACGACACAAUGUACCAUAGAAGAGGAUCAAAUCUUGAGCUACAUAUAUAAAAUAUAAAGAGAGCUAAACUACACGCUUUUGCGA
This is a messenger RNA of Xylaria bambusicola, 2320 nucleotides long. RefSeq names its product HAD-like domain-containing protein. Gene Ontology annotation, molecular function: phosphoprotein phosphatase activity. The record is from RefSeq and is a predicted model, not a curated record. Lineage: Eukaryota; Fungi; Ascomycota; Sordariomycetes; Xylariales; Xylariaceae. The transcript is spliced from 3 exons. Bases 307 to 1899 code for a protein of 530 amino acids.